Molecule: messenger RNA, 4995 nt
Organism: Schistosoma turkestanicum
Lineage: Eukaryota; Metazoa; Platyhelminthes; Trematoda; Strigeidida; Schistosomatidae
Source: the annotation of a GenBank genome assembly
AUGAAUCCAAUGAUAACUAUCCCAAAAUUUGAAAAUCGUCAGUUCAAUUUUCGACUUAAAAGGAUCUUAACACAUGAUUCUAAUGAAACUAUUGGCCAGUUGAAACUAGUUAAAUCAACAAAUGCUUCCAUACCAUGUGGAAAACUUAAAUUCACUUUGGGAAAUGGCUUUUCGGAAUUAUCAAUAUAUCUUAACAGUAGUACGGGUGAACUACAAGCAAGUCGUUCAUUAUGGGAAAAGCAAGAAUAUCAACAACUAAUACUGAGUGUGAAUGUGAAAAGUGUUGAUAAUAAUAACUUGUCAGACAGUGCAUUGGUUAUUAUCUCAUGGGAAGCUGAAUAUGUGAAUAAAAAACAUAAUAAUAAAACUUGUUUUGAUAAACAAGAUUGCAUUCCUCAGGAAGGAGAAAGAAACGACUCUAAAUCAGGGAUAGUUAAACGUUCAUUUAUGAACUAUCAAGCUAUUGAACUUGCAUUAACUCGAGAAGAUAUUCAACCAACAGAAAAAAUUUGUAAUGGUGAGGCUUGGUCAGUUACUGCGAAAAUUAUAUUCCCGCCUGGUAAUCACAAUGUUUACAUUGAAUUAUAUGCACCUAAACACGUUAAUAAAUAUUGUGGUUAUGUAAAGUAUUUCGGCAAUCCAUUUACUGGUCGCAAUGUAAAAGUUGGUAAAAUCGACUUAAAUUCAGCUAUUCAAACAGAAACUAAUCCUGAUGAUCCGGAGCAAUUUAGGCAUAUCACUGUGGGAUUGAAAAACGUAGAAGUGAAAAACGAAACAAGUUCAACACUUCAAUCAUUUAGCAUAUAUCUGGAAUUUGCUGUGAUACUCUCGGAAAGUGUUGAUUUGACAUUAAAUGCAAGCUUGAAUGCCGGUAUACUUUUGCAUUCAAAGGAUUUAGUAUGGGUUGGUUUGUUCAAUCUGAUAUAUUCGAAAACAUGUCCAAUACUUCCUAUUGACUUAAAUAUCUCCUCAUAUCCAAAGCAUAUGAUACCGACUGAUAUCACGGUUGUAACUGCAGAUAUAUUUUUACCAAUACUAAAAGAGAACUACACUUUUUCAGUUUAUUCAGUUGGUCAGUCAGCAACAAUCGCUUCGCUAGAUUUGGAGAAAGGUGAAGGAUUUAAGAAACGUGAACCUAAAUCUGUGAUAAAAACUACACACGAAGAAAUACUGAAUGAUUCAAUUAUCACUAAACGAAUUGAUAUAUUUGUCGAAGAACUGCAUAAUAUUUUUGGACUGAUUUACCAUGCUCCAAAACAGAGCAAAACUGUCAAGUUGAUUGCUUAUAUACAAAUACUGGCCAGACCGUCAACUAGAGUGAUAAUUGGUUUUCGUGUUCACCCUUCAAAUAGAGAAGUUAUCCAUAAAGAAUGCAACAUACCGAUCUUUGUAGAUUCAGAUCGUAUAGAGAUGCUACCACCACACCUUGAAUACAAUCAUUCAUCUAUAGCUGAAACAGAAAAAUUCGGUGAUAUUAACUUUACAAUAAAUUUUCCUCAUUCGUCAAAGCAAACAUAUUCAUUAAAACUGAAAUUUGAUAAGUUUAUACUUGGGGAAAUAUGCUAUGCAAUUAUUACGGAUAUUGGGGCUGGAAUUAAGCGAAGGUUUCCUGGUUCUGAAAAACGGCCUAUUGUUGUCCUAGCUGUUCGCACUCCUACAACACAAGUUCCUACAGAAGGCUAUUAUACAACACUUUUUGCCGUUAUUACGUGGUCUGAGAUGAUUGUAUACAGUCCAGUACGCAUAGUUCUUCAAAUGUUUUCUCAUGAUUCGAUGCUAGUUGAACAGAAAUUUUGUUCCAUAGGUAAAGCUUUGGAAACAGUUGUCCCAAUUAAUGCUGAAAUGUCUAUUAACAGCAGCAAUGUUGGACGUAUUGAGCUACCUUCAGUCUUUGUACAAUCAGGUAAUAAUUACACUCAUGAAGAACGGUCAAUGACGAUCAAAUAUGUAAUAGAAAUCAAUGAGAUUAAAAACAUUACAGUAAACCUGGAUGUUCUAUUUAACGGAGAAAAGAUUUCAAAACAGAUUACAUUUGUUCCUGAUUCUUGCACAUUGCCAGCUCCAUUAUCUGUUGAUCAAAGACCAUUUGCACUGCUUCAAAGUCUUCUCAUAAGUCGUGCAGAUAAUUAUGUGCAUCCAGAUUCAUUCAGCAUUAUUAUGGCAAGUAUAGUUCUUUCUCCAAGAGCUAGGCAGAAAUAUACAAUGAAAAUUGAAACAUCUAAAAUUCCAAAUGAGGUUCAAUUGUUUACUCCUAAAAUUUUGGACACUGGUUUGGCGAUAACUUCUUAUAAAUUUCAGUUUAAUGUAACAAAUAACACAGCAUAUGUAGAGAUUGGUAAUCAACAAUUCGAAGAUAAUCGAGGAAAAGACGGCGCAAUUUCCAAAAACGAACCUACAUCUAUUAAUAUCAUAAUGCCGAUGAGUAUUAGUUCAAGCGUUUCAAAUUCCAUCGACCUAAAGCUUGUUUUCCCUGGUAGAAAUAAUACUUACGAAUUACCAUUUAUCUUUAAGAUUGGUCCUUCGCAGGCUAUGCCACCUACUAUUCUGUCAUCGAUAACAUACAAAAUUGAUGCGAUAAAUUUUGAUAAGCGACCGGAGUUUAAUGAUAUGCCUCUUACUCCAGGUGAAAUUGGACGAAUUUAUAAUAGGAUUUAUUUAAAUUUACCGAAAUGCGAAGAAUAUCAAAUAUCGUUUUCUACCUUACCUAAUUCUCUCUGGCCUGUUGAUAUAAUUGAUAUUCGUAUAUUGGAUGUUAGUAGAUACCUUUGGAUUUCCGAUUUAUCUGAUUAUCAAGUUAUUUUUUCUAGUAGACCUGGUUCAACUACGACUGAUACAGCUUUAAUGAAACUAAUGAUCUGUGCUCCUGCUGGGUUUGGAAAUGAUAUACGAAUCGAUGUAUUUGUUCGUCCAUGGAUUCGAAAUAAUAAUAAUGAAAAAUUAAAAAGUCAACAUAGUGUUCAAAUCAACGGAAAUAUAAAAAUUAGUAGUACUAACUCUGAAUUUCCUCUCAAUGCAUGUACUUUUAACGUUUCUGGUGAGAAAAUCAUGGAGCAAUACAUCCUUCAAACUAAUCAACCUUCAAGUGUUAAACAAAUGCUUGAUAUAUCGGCUUAUGCAACAGACAAUUUAACUCGACAACCAGGGGAAACUACCGAAUUCACAUUUCUUAUUAAAGUUCCAGAAAAUUCUAAAUUGCCAAACUGUUCAGUUGGAUUUAGUUCCGGUCAUAGUGAAAUAAAUAAUGAAUCAGAAUUGACUAUUUUAAAUGUUGACAUAGAAUUCGGAGGUGUAUUUCGAACUUCACAAACUGAAAAAUUUACAGUAGAAUACACAUCCAAGUAUCUUAAUGGACAGAAGGAUACAGCAUCAAUUGAUUUUGGCAGUUUGGUCAAUCCAGGUAGUUUUAAUGGACGCUUUCAAAAUAGCAUAAAAAUUAAUGUCACUGCUCGUGUAUCCGAUAGCAGAGUGGUAAAUAAUGGUUCAAAAAUAAAGUUAAUUAUGAUGGUGAAUUUCGGAAACUUCACAGGAACUACAGAAAUCUUUCAGCUGAUUAAAAGAAAAGGAAGUGAAAGAGCAAUCAUCUCUACGGAUUUGCAAGAGAAGCAUGAAGUUGGAAAAGAUAAACAAUAUUAUAGUGACGGAGAUAAACUUAUGUUAAAUCUAAAGAUUAAAAUGGAACAUAGCUCUUCUCUUGAAUGUUCCAGACACACACUGAAUAUUUAUCCUGGAGUGAGCGUGAAAAACGCAGAAGUUUCUUCGCUUCUGUCAGAUCUCUCAUUUAAUUAUUCUAUUGUACCUAACACCAAACAAUCUGGUCCACUGCAAUUUAAAGGAGGUUUCAUUCGCUUUGAUAAUGAAAUCUCAGUCACAAUCGAUGUCUACUUCAAAGAUAAAAUAAUUUUACCGCCACACAAGAAAACGGCAAAAUACACCAUUGUCACUGAGCUAGUUUGUAUUUCCAAUAACAGAUCUGAACAAAUUAACUCUUUCAUCAGUCGGUUCUUGAGCAAAAAAACUGUUACACUUGCUGACAUAAAUUUUAUCAAAACCACAACACCACAUUGUGAUACUAUUGUCAAACUUACAGAAAAGCGAAAUAUUGACAGUUGUCAUGCUCAAUCAUUGUCCACAUUGAGUGUCAACAAUCCGAUAGGAGGAUCACAAUCGAAUUCUACCAUUUUGCAUCAACCUAUAACCAUUCUCUUCGAUCAAUUAGUAUAUAUCAAUCAGAUUAUUUUGAUUUCAUUAAAUUUAAAUAAUAAAAUAGAAAUGCUAAAUAUUUCAUCAACUACUGAUGGAACAUCAUUUAAGCACAUUCUGACGGUGGAAAACAGUAUGACAAAACAGGAAACGAAAGAUACAUACUUUAAUCCUUUACUCACUACAAGAGGGUUACAUUUUAUUGCUGUUCAGUCAGAAGAUAAUACGCUAAAAGCGAACUUUACAGUCAGAAUUUACGGAUGUAAAGCGGUUUGUGACCAUGUGAAAUUCGAUCCUUGUUCCAAUAAAUUUAUUGAACAAAGCACAGAGAACAAAUUAAUAAAGACUAUACUGAUGACAAAAGAAUUAUUGAUUUACUGUGAUGCUUCACAAUUGAAAAUUGGAAAUAUUACAGAUGAAAAGCAUUGCUUUAUGAUUACUGGACCAGUCCCAACUACAGUGAUAGAUAUGGGACAGAAAAUAACAGAUAUCAUCAUGUUACUAAAACCUAGUAAUAUUAUCGCUGGAAAAAAUAGUCAUAAUAAUAGCACACUUAUAAGUGAGAAUAUGGGAAAGUCAUGGAUAGUUAUAAAUCAAUGGAAAUUAAAAGAAAUGUUAUUGCAAUCCUCUGAAAUUAUUCAUUCAUAUGAUACUCCAUGGCAUGAUAUUCAAAAUAAAUCCAAUGGAGAUCCUACAAUCAAUUUAUGCAAUGCAGAUAGUGAUCUAUGGAAGUUUUGUUACAAGGGAAUUUCAUGGGGCAGUCGAUUGAUCACAUAUUGGAAUGUUCAACAAUAA